AUUUUUUACAGCACAAUCAUGUCAGCAAUUGAGAACUUACCAGAUUUUAUUCCUUAUAAAGAAAUUGAAGAAGCACGGACAAAUAUUGAAGGGCAUGUAUUAAGGAUACCACUGUUGCCAUUAAAUAUUGAUUGGCCACAUGGAAAAAUUUAUCUAAAGUUAGAGAACCUCCAACCAAUAGGAUGUUUUAAAUUGAGAGGAGCAUGUAAUGCAAUUGCUUGCAUAGAAAAAAGUCAGCUGAGGGAAGGAGUAUACACAGCUAGUGCUGGCAAUUUUGCACAAGGACUAGCCUAUUGUACACAGAAGUUUGGUGUCCCAUGUGAUGUGUUCAUGCCUGAUCAUGCCCCAUCUGCUAAAGUCAAUUCUGUGCAAGGUUUGGGUGGAAGAAUUCACAAGGUAACAUUUGAUGAUUGGUGGGAGAUAAUGAAGGCACACAGAUGUGAUGGAAUGGGAGGCAAGUUCAUACACCCUGUGUCAGAUCAUACAGUGAUAGCAGGUAAUGGAACAGCUGGUGUGGAGAUAUAUGAAGAUCUCCCAGAUGUAGAUGCUGUAAUAGUACCAUAUGGUGGGGGUGGAUUAAGUUGUGGAAUUGCCUCUGCUUUACGUCAUGUUAAACCAAGUUGCAAAGUGUUUGCCAGUGAAGUCGAGACAGCAGCACCAUUAUCAGCAUCAUUGAAGGCAGGUAAACCUGUCUCGUGUACGUACACACCAACAUUUGUAGAUGGUAUAGGAAGCAAGUCUGUUCUAGAGGAAAUGUGGCCAAUGGUUAAAAAUCUUUUAAGUGGUUCAUUAGUUGUAAGCCUUAGAGAAAUAGCUGAUGCUAUAAAGCUUCUAGCUGAGAAGAAUCAUGUGAUAUCUGAAGGUGCUGGGGCAAGCUCAGUAGCAGCAGCACUGGCAGGCCAGGCUGGGAAAGGCAAUAUUGUCUGUGUUAUCUCUGGUGGUAAUAUUGACACAUCCAAAUUAGUGGAAAUAUUGCAGGGCAGAGUACCCUGAUUGUACUUUUAAAACAGAUGAUUGAUUUAGAUGUACAAAAUUAUUUGCUCAAGAGUUUAUUUUAUUCAUCAUUUAUUAGCUUUUUUUUUUGAGCAAUUGCUACAGUCAGGUUGUCGUUCCCAUCCAGAAACUUUUAAGCUGCAUUUAAAAAUAUGUUAAAAUAUUUUACCGUCGGCCAAAAACCAAGCAUUCUACAGUUUCAUUAAUCUUUUUAACAUAUUGUUGUAAAUCUCACCAAAUAUUGUUCAUAAAUUACAAUUUGCUAUUAUUGACCUUGGCCUUAGUCAAAUCAUUGUAAUUUCAUUUAUUUCAUUUUUUUGGCUAUGAUUGAUUAAUGAAUGUAUUAUCUUCAUACUUGUGCACAUAAAUCUCUGGAAAUUUAAUUGAACUUGACCUUAAUUUGACCUUGACACUUAAAGUCAAGUAAGUAAAUUUUGCUACUGUUGGUCAUAACUUUUUAAUUUAUCAUGGAUUAACAAAAGAACAGUUAUGUCAUGGUCAAAUUAUCUUUAUUUAUUUACUUACAGAUUUGAUUCAUACUUGGACAAAAUAACACUAAUGACAAAAUGGACAUGUUGAAUGAUUCUGACAUGACCUUUAUCUUUAUUUGACCUUGACUGUCAAUGUCAAUUAAAUUAUAGAAAUUUGCUUAAAUUGAAGUUAUUUUGUUAUUUAUUUAUAGAUUUAAUUCCUUCUUGGACAAAAGAACACAUAAAAUGAUGAUGAAUUAAAAUGAGACCUCGACCUUUAAUAUGUAUUUGAAUUUUAUUUGUUACAAAAAUUAUGCUUUUGUAAGAGUACUCUUUACUAUAGUAAAUAUUCUUCCUCUGAUGUGUUUGACUUUAGAAAUAAGAAAAAGUCGAGUUUGGCCCCCUUUAGGUGGUGGCUCUUGUUAUAUUUAUUGUCAUACAUAUUUUAUUGUUGUACAUAAUUUUCAAUUUCUUUUUCUUCAGUUUAAAUCUAAAUAGCUAAAUAAAGCUCUAGUCAUCAAUAUUUUUUAAAACACAGUUUUUAGCUAUUAGAAUCAAAGGUUACUAUUCCUUAAGAUAUUUUUUAUAUUUUAUUUUUGUUUCCAAGUCACUUUAGUCAAAGUUUUGAAUACCUCUUUUUUAGAUUAUUGUUUUUCUCAUUAUGAAACUAGUCAUUAUCUAAUCUAUUUCUUAGUAAUCUUGUUUCCAUACCACUGAUAUUUAUCAUAGUUCAUUCUAUACAGUACAUGUAUAUGGCAGAUGAGGAAACAUGACUAACAAUAAGUACUAAAGAAGGUGCAAUAAUUGACACAUGCUUUUAUAUUCAGCCAUAUGAAACAGCAUCUUGAACUUUAAUUUUUUUUUUUAAGUAAUUGCAUGGUGUGUUGUUAAGAUAUACAUCAGGAUAUAGUCUGGUUAAUUAAGACAGUUUUGUAUCAUUGUUAUAAACUUUUGUGUAUUUGUUUUCAUAUAUUGUUCACAAGAAAAAAAAGUUUGGUACUUACAGUUCAUUUAUGGAACACCUCUGCAGAUAUUUUUAUAAUCAAAGGGUGCUUUAUUAUUGUGUUCAAAUUAAUUAAAGUUGGAACAUGUUUGUAUUGCUAGGUCAUAUGAAUAACUAGAAAUUAAAAAAAAAUUAUACUUAUGAAAUAUUAGAAUAUAUUUGUAUACAAUGUAAACAUUGUAUUUAUGCAACACUGCUGUAGGUAUAAUGUUGCAAAUAUAAAGAAAGAAUUGUGUUUAUGAAAUACUUUUACUUCUCUAGCCAUUUAUCACAUUCUAAAUUGAAACUGACAACAAAAAACUGUUACGGUUUCUUAACAAUAUAAAACAAUAUAAAAAAUAUUACGGUUUCUUAACAAUAUAAAACGAUAUAAAAAAUAUUAGCAAAAUAUAUAUACUUAACAAGGAAAAUACAACUUUGAUUCUCCAACAUGUGUACAUGGAUAUGAUUUUGUUUUUCCUGUACAUGUAUUUAGUUUAUUUAUAUUCCAUCAAUUAUAUUAAAAGAAGGGAUAAAUGUUAACAUAAUUGUAUAAACAUGUAAAUGUAUAUUCUGUUAAAAAAAAGAAAAUUCAAAAUAUGAUAAACAAGAUCAUCAAGGGAACUCUCAACUUUAUAAUACUAUAAUGUCAUGACCUAUUUCCAGGUGACAUACAUGCCCACAAUUUUGGUCCAAUGUCUCCCGAUCUCCUGCCUCGGGAUAAAAUUCCCCGCAAAAUAUCAUUUUUUACCAACACAACAAAAUUUUAUGAUACCCUUGGUUAUAUAUUUUUAUAAAAAAUCUGUUAUAAAUCAAUGUAUUGAAAUGAUAUGUAAUCUUAAAUGUAUCUUGUAAAUUUUUAGCAUUGCAUUCAUACCUGACAACAUUGACAAAACAGUACACUCUCAUGGUUAAUCUAAUUAGAAUACUUUAAAUUCUUUAAUAAGAAGUUUUAACCAUUAAUACAUUUUUCCUUUUUUUUCCCUAUACAUUCCUUUUAUAUUGUUCACAUGUUUUCAAAUCAUUAUUUAACUUAAGCACUUUAACAACUUAAUACAUCAUCUGAAGCAAUGUCUACCUAAAAACAUCACGGUUCUACUGGAUAAUUGCAUUGUUGAUUACUCAUACAUACGUCAAUUACUUACAAUAACUGUCAAUGAAAAAAACAAACAAAUUCUAUCUAACCUUUACACAUAUUUGUAUUCCUGUAAUCUUAAUUCACUAUCAUCAUAAAUAAACAGAA
Molecule: messenger RNA, 3688 nt
Organism: Ruditapes philippinarum (Manila clam)
Lineage: Eukaryota; Metazoa; Mollusca; Bivalvia; Venerida; Veneridae
Product: L-threonine ammonia-lyase-like
Exons: 3
Coding region: 19-993 (324 amino acids)
Biological process (GO): L-threonine catabolic process; L-serine catabolic process
Molecular function (GO): L-serine ammonia-lyase activity; threonine deaminase activity
Source: RefSeq, a predicted model, not a curated record